Messenger RNA from Closterium sp. Yama58-4, 450 nucleotides. NCBI's taxonomy places the organism in Eukaryota, Viridiplantae, Streptophyta, Zygnematophyceae, Desmidiales, Closteriaceae. The record is from the annotation of a GenBank genome assembly.
AUGGAGAAGCAUAACACCAUUGUGGUGUGGGAAGAGUCACUCUGCUCUCUGGUUUCUUUCGGCUGUGUCUUGCCUGUGCACCCCACAUACCCCCGUAUGUCUCUCUCCCCAGCCUAUGCCGACUCAACACUGUCAGCAGAGGCCAUGGCAGAGGUGGACCGAGUGAUUGAGAAGCACAACGCUGGGGUGAGGAGGAGAUUCGUGAGCAACCUGUCGCAACAGCUGGACCAGGCUAAGGUCCAAUACGACAUAGUGGCAGUGCAGGACGCGGAUCCCAGAGAGCGCAUCUGCAACGAGGUGGAGAGAAUGAAGGCGCAUACGCUCAUCAUGGGGUCAAGAGGACUUAGCACUGUUAAGCGACUUGUGUUGGGAAGCGUGUCGGACUAUUGUGUCAAUCACGCCACCUGCCCCGUUAUUGUCGUUCGUCCAAAGCAAUCUGAGACUGCUUGA